AUGGGUCCAAUUCCAUCUUCUCUAUGGACCUUAAAAAAGCUUACCUUGUUGCAACUUUUCGACAACAAUCUGGUUGGAACCAUACCACCUGAGAUCGAAAAUCUAAAACUCCUCACAACUUUUGAUGUAAGCACCAACCAACUAUCAGGGGUGUUGCCGGUUAACAUUUCUAGACUCAGUAACUUGGAGAAGUUAUAUGUUGACAUCAAUACUUUCACUGGUACAAUUCCUUCAGAGAUUGGAAACUUGAAAAAACUUAAAAUAUUGGAACUUUCUGAAAACCAUCUCACUGGUCCAAUUCCAAAUUCUCUAUUGAACCUCAAAGACCUCACCUAUUUUGCUGUAGACACCAACCAACUAUCAGGAGAGUUGCCCGUUAACAUUUCUAGACUGAGUAACUUGGAGGAGUUAUUUGUUUCCCCCAAUAAUUUCACUGGUUCAAUUCCUUCAAAGAUUGGAAACUUGAAGAAACUUAAAGUGUUGGAUGUCAGCAUCAAUCAACUCUCAGGAGAGUUGCCGAAAAGUAUUUCUAGCCUUUAUAACUUGGAGGCCAUCAAUGUUGUGAGCAAUAAUUUCACUGGAACAAUUCCCAAAGACUUUGGGAAGAACAUUCCUAGAUUGAAUUUUGGUCAUUGCCUGAGUGCUUGA
This is a messenger RNA of Humulus lupulus (European hop), 648 nucleotides long. RefSeq names its product probable leucine-rich repeat receptor-like protein kinase At1g35710. NCBI's taxonomy places the organism in Eukaryota, Viridiplantae, Streptophyta, Magnoliopsida, Rosales, Cannabaceae. Gene Ontology annotation, molecular function: protein binding. The transcript is spliced from 2 exons. The record is from RefSeq and is a predicted model, not a curated record. The coding region runs from base 1 to 648 and encodes 215 amino acids.